ACCUUCUCCAUAUUUAGAGGUCAUUUCACCACAAUUUCUGCAAUUCAUUCCCAUAUAUUUGGAGGAAGAGCCAAACCAUUCAUGCUUACACCCACAUUACCAAUAGCCAAGUUAAUCGGAGUUUACUUAAUUUAGAAGAAUGGUCAGAUUUGCAGGGAAAAGAGAGUUUGCCAACUUGUUCCACCAUGAAAUGUUAAGAACUGGUUUGCAAGAUCCCUAAUAAUUUGGUGGGGUUAGCAGUUUUUCUUUUCUUCUUCACAGCGCAGAAUGAGGUCAUACAGCCUGGUCAAGAGUUGUCAAAUCACAGUUUAAUUAUUAAAUCUUAAGUUAACAGAGAAAUACUUAAAAAGAAAGAUCAAAGAGAAUCCCAUUGUUUUCUAAUAAUAUCAAAUGUAAAGCUGCUGCUUGAUUAGAUACCUGGCUUGAUGUUGAUGGCACCUGUAAAGCCCAUACUUGUUUGGGAUUCGCCUGUUCCCAUGUACACAAACUUCAAGCUCUGAAAUGUAUGAGUUGGUAAUGGUGGGGCUUUGAAGGUCUGAAUAUAUCCACAGUAGUACAGUAAGGUGGCCUUCCAAACAGACCUGAGAAACUGAAAAGAAGAAAAGAUGGGAGGGUGUGUCAGCAAAAAAAUGUCUGUUGAGUAUGACCCCGAAAUGAAACAGAAACAAGGGCAGGAGCAGGAGAAACGUAAUAGUGAGGCAAGCUCUUUUCAAACCAAGCUGGAGACUGAUGUUUAUGCGAAACAGUCUGGUUCCAAACGUGCCCUUAGCUUUCUCUUCGAACAGGAAGAAAAUGAACAGAAAGAGUUGCUGCAGAAACAGAGCAUUGAAGAAAAGGACACCAUACAAAAAUAUGAAGCUAUGAACCCAUCUGUGGAUGCUGUAAAGUCUGAAAAGCAGGAGACUUCGAGGGAAUGUGAAAUCCAAAGUGUUGUUAUUCAAGAUGUGGAACCUGGUGUUUCCCAACCAAGUUUACAACUACUGGCUAAAGAACUUGUCAAGCUUGAAACAUCUACUGCAGCUUCAAAUGUUUCAAGCACAGAUGAAAUGUCUCAUGUCCAAACUGAAAACCUGAAUAUAAAUGAGGCAAAUUUGUUUACUACUACUGUACAGGUUGGUAGUGUAAGUGUCGUGGAAAAUAUAACCGGGGUUGAAACCUGCAUAACUGAUGAUGGGAAUGGAAUCCGUGAAAAGAAAGAUGAGGCAGGUCCUGUAACAGAAGUUGCUUCCUCUAAAGAUGAAAAGGUGAAUGACAAUAAUGAGAACUCUCCAAAGUCUGGAACAGGUUUGCCAUUUGUUGAUGUUAAGAACACUUCUGAUCAUAAAGAAGGUAAGAAUUCUGAUGCCAACAUUCAAAACAAUAAUGAAGACACAAGUAAGGAUUCUGAUGCCUAUUUACAAUCUAGUCAGGGUCCUCAAGUUAAGGUGUCUACAGUUAAUGAUCAUAGUAAGGCAGAUGCUGAAAAUGGACCUUUGAGUGCCACUUUACCUGCUGAUGAAAAUUAUGCUCUUGACACAAAUACUAAAAACACAGUUGUGGGCAACUGUGCUUCUGAUAAUGUCCAAGUUCAAAGUCUGAUUGCCGAGGAUAAGCAAAGUUUCAACAAUGUUCAAGAUGCAUGUUCGGAUGUGCUGAUGCCAAUCAGUUGCUCUGUACAGGAUACCUCUACCGUGACUGAAAAUAUAGAUGAACUAUCUCUCAAAAACCAUGAGGAUAAUUCACUCUUGGUGAAAACAGAAGAGAACGUUUUAGAUAACUUGGAGGCAACAGGAAUCCAAUCAAAUAGGGCUAUACUGGCUGAUGGUUCCCAAGAAGAGAACAUUUUAGAGAACUUGGAAGCACCAGGAAUUCAAUCAAAUAUGGCUAUACUGGCUGAUGGUUCCCAAGAAAAGGCCUCUACUUGCAGUGGAAAUGCCAUUUUGAAACCCAAUGGUGACAGCCAAAGCAAUUUGGUCGUUGCUAAGACAGAAGAAAAAACUUUGGGCAGCAAGGAAGCACCAGUAUGUGAACCUAUGGUUUCCACAGUUUCAACAUAUAGUCCUAUGCCUUCAGUUUUUGAAGCAUCUACGAUGCCUGAAAGGGAACUUGGAGAAAAAGCAAUGGAAGAACCACAUGGAACAUCUAAACUGGCUGGAGAGAGUGAAAACCAGAUGGAAAACAAAGCAACAGAAGCGCUAGAAGAACAAGUUGGAGAGAUGAAAGUGAGUUGUCAAGUUGAUCAUUCUGAAACCGAAGCAAUGUCUCAAGAAUCAUAUGUCGGCAAGAAUGUAAACCAGGGUGGUGAAAUUCUUGGAAAUGAUGUGAGUCCUUCAAAAAUGAGUCGAGAAAGAUUUUCAGAUAGUAAUUUGCUUGUUCUUGGGAGUGUCCCUAAAGAAAAUGGUGUAGCAUCUCCAACAAAUGUAGGAAAAGAACUUGCAGAAAAUGGCAAUGCUUUCAGUGGGGAGAACAUGGAAAGCCCAUCAGUUAUCAACACUCUGUCUGCCAAACAAGAUUCCCAGUCUAAAGACAUUGCAGAUAAUUAUGGAACACAGGUCAAAUCUCCUGAAGCAAGGCAAGAAUGAUGAGUACUUAAUAGUUUUUCAAUGGGCUAAGUUUUUUUCCUACACGGUUCUACUUUAAGCUUCCUUUAUACAGGUCUGUCAGUGCUUGAAUCUGAAUUUAAUGUUUGAAUGGAUUGAACACAGUUUUCAAGUUGAAAGAGACUAGAGAGCAUAUAGUAUUCGUUUUGGUGCUGUAUCAAACUAGUUUAAGCUUAGAGGCCUAAAGCCUAGAUGAGGAGAGCUUUGGACUUCUAUGUCGUGAUGUCUUUAUCACAGGUUAGUUUUUAAUGCCAAUUUUGUUUGCGGAUAUUGAAAGGAUACCCACUUUUGUCUAGUCUGGUUGGAUAUGUGCAAAAUCUGUAAUAUUCAAGGUGGAUGUAUAGUGUGAUGAUUUACAAUUUUGCAGAAUGCCAUGCAAAUUGUAUGAACAAUAUGUAAAGUAUAUGUUUGGCAAUGUAGUUAUCUAUCUGGUGUACUUCGUCUUA
Cryptomeria japonica (Japanese cedar) is the source of this 3025-nucleotide messenger RNA. RefSeq lists its product as uncharacterized. Lineage: Eukaryota; Viridiplantae; Streptophyta; Pinopsida; Cupressales; Cupressaceae. The record is from RefSeq and is a predicted model, not a curated record. The transcript has 2 exons. Bases 606 to 2561 code for a protein of 651 amino acids.